This is a messenger RNA of Doryrhamphus excisus (bluestripe pipefish), 1258 nucleotides long. It is a transcript of the gene hmgb1b, whose product is annotated as high mobility group box 1b. Lineage: Eukaryota; Metazoa; Chordata; Actinopteri; Syngnathiformes; Syngnathidae. The record is from RefSeq and is a predicted model, not a curated record. Gene Ontology annotation, biological process: regulation of transcription by RNA polymerase II. Gene Ontology annotation, molecular function: DNA binding. Gene Ontology annotation, cellular component: nucleus.
UACUGUCCAGCUGCAGACAACCAACCGUCCCAUCAGUGGAAGCGUGUGCUUGCCCAAUUAGACACUACCGGCGCUCGGCUGCAGCCAAUGUCCGCCAGUCAGGCUCCUAACAAUCAGGAUAAACACACACAAGCACCCCUGCGCACUCACCGUGCUUUUUUUUUUGUCCCAUUGUCUUGAGACGUAGCGACACGGCAGCUGUCCUCCAGCGCAUAAAAAGAUGGGCAAGGAUCCAAAGAAGCCCCGGGGCAAGAUGUCCUCCUACGCGUACUUUGUGCAAACAUGCCGAGAGGAGCACAAGAAGAAGCACCCCGAGGCCAGCGUCAACUUUGCAGAGUUCUCCAAGAAAUGCUCAGAGCGAUGGAAGACGAUGUCCCCGAAGGAGAAAGGUAAAUUUGAAGAUAUGGCCAAGCAGGACAAGGUGCGUUAUGAGGCGGAGAUGAAGAAUUACAUCCCGCCUAAGGGGCAGAAGAUGAAGCGGUUUAAGGACCCCAAUGCCCCUAAGAGACCACCGUCCGCGUUCUUCCUCUUCUGCGCCGACUUCCGCCCCAAGGUCAAGGGCGAGAAUCCGGGGCUGUCCAUCGGCGACACAGCUAAGAAGCUGGGAGAGAUGUGGAACGGCUCGUCCAUGGAGGACAAGCAGCCGUACGAGAAGAAGGCGGCCAAGUUGAAGGAGAAAUACGACAAGGACAUCGUGGCCUACCGCACUAAGGGCAAAGUAGACUCCGGCUCUGCUGCAGCCGCCGCCGCGGCAGAUGACGAUGAAGAAGACGAGGAGGAUGAAGACGAAGAGGGUGAAGACGACGAUGAAGACGACGAGGAGGAUGAGUAGUUGUCAGGGAGGGAGGGAGGGGCGGGGGCCUGAGAUUGGUCGAUGCCGUAUAACCAACCACAAUGUACUCCAGCCACCACGUUGACGUCAAUAAUGUGUAUAUUUAAUGUUUUUACGAUGUACUGUACAGUGUUAAAAAACAAAAAAACAAAAACAAAACCACAUAUCUUCCCUUUUGGGACUUCUCUGGUGGUCCUUCUUUAUCACUGCCGUCUCCGUGGGCAGGACAGUAUUAGUCUUUAGGUGUUUCCACUCAAAAAUGAGACUUCUGAGUUGAUUGUAAGGUAUUGUUUUUUUUUUAUUUGUCACUUUUUUCAUGUGCCAUCCUGUAUUUUUAUUGUCAUUUGAAUACCACACCACUAUGAAGUGCAGCUGUCGACAUUCCAGAAUGUCCUAUUUCAUUGAAUAAAUGUUUUUCUGUUUUUU